Molecule: messenger RNA, 9241 nt
Organism: Rhincodon typus (whale shark)
Lineage: Eukaryota; Metazoa; Chordata; Chondrichthyes; Orectolobiformes; Rhincodontidae
Product: protein diaphanous homolog 1
Exons: 26
Coding region: 348-3686 (1112 amino acids)
Biological process (GO): actin cytoskeleton organization; actin filament polymerization
Cellular component (GO): actin filament; cytoplasm
Molecular function (GO): actin binding; small GTPase binding; microtubule binding
Source: RefSeq, a predicted model, not a curated record
UUUGUUCUCUUUUGCCCACUUUCUGGAAGGAAGCGGCAUGUCAUUACCAUUCUGACAAAAAAAGUACCGUGAGGCGAGGGAGGGGCUUACAACACCACACCCACCCCGCGCUCAGCGGGCUCGAGUAGGAAUCGCAGCCGGCAGCCUGCGCCUAGGCCCCGGGCUCUGGCGGACAGCCCUUCAGCGCUUGGCAAGAGUGGGAGGGGUUUCGAAAGAGAAGGACAGGAACAGUCCACAACACCCCCUCCGCAUUGAAAGAGCAGCCGAAUGAUCCAAGAGAUUAGAGACCGAAAGGUUUUAGAGGAAAAUAAGUUUACCACAGGAGCAAUAAAUAAAUAAAUAAAACCAUGGAGGGAAGGAAUGAGGCUUCAGGUCCUUCUAAGGGGAAGGAAAAGUCCGGUAAAAUGAAGAAAAGCCUGGAGGAAGGAGAAAAGAAAACCAAAUUUACUUUUAAGAAGCUGAUUCCUGAUGAGCUGGAACGGUUCACCAGCAUAAGGAAGAAGGAGAAGCCGUACGUUCAAGCAAAACACCCAUCAACACCAAUUUAUGAAGAUCAUCUUUCUCCACUGACCUUGCUGUCUGACAGUGAGGUGCUGGAUCUAUUUGAGCAGAUGUUGCUUGACAUGAAUUUGAAUGAAGAAAAGCAGCAGCCGUUGAGAAACAAGGAUAUGAUGAUUAAAAGAGAAAUGGUUUCACAGUAUCUUCAUACCUCCAAAGCGGGGCAAAGUCAGAAAGAAAGUUCCAGAUCACCAGUGAUGUACAUCCAAGAAUUGAAGUCAGGAAUACGAGAUAAUCAGCUGCUAAGUUGUUUGGAAUCUUUGCGUGUUUCUCUCAGCAAUAACCCAGUGAGUUGGGUGCAGAACUUUGGAACAGAUGGGCUAGCGACACUGUUGAAUAUAUUGAAAUCAUUACAGGAUGAGCCAGAACCUUUAAGUCUGAACCCGAAAAUUCAACAUGAAAUUAUUAGAUGCCUCAAAGCUUUUAUGAACAACACGAAUGGGAUAAAGAUGAUGUUGGAUUCAGAAGAUGGCAUUCUACUGUUGGUCAAAGCUGUAGAUCUUAAUGCUCCAGCUAUGAUGAUCGAUGCUGCCAAGCUGCUGUCUGCUAUCUGUGUCCUGCCAGGACCUGAGAAUAUGCAUGAAAAAGUACUCGAAGCAGUGACAGAGAGAGCAGAGCAGAAAGAAUGUGAAAGAUUCAAACCACUGUUGGAUGGAUUAAAGAUCGAACAGAGCAUACCACUAAAGGUGGCAUGCAUGCAGUUUGUUAAUGCCCUCAUCAUUCCUGCAGACGAACUUGAUUUCAGGAUUCACUUGCGGAGUGAGUUCAUGCGUUUGGGCCUCAAUUGGAUAUUACCGGAAUUAAGGAAAAUUGGAACUGAAGAACUUAAUGUGCAACUUUCUGUGUUUGAUGAACAUGCAGAGGAAGAUUCAGAAGAUUUAAAAAGCCGUCUGGAAGAUAUUCGAAUAGAAAUGGAAGAUGUGAAUGAAGUCUUCCAGAUGCUGCUGAACACUGUGAAGGACUCCAAAGCAGAACAAUACUUCCUAUCAAUCCUUCAACACUUCCUUCUGAUACGCAAUGAUUAUCAAGCCAGGGCACUGGUGGUUUUAAUUUGUGAGAGUGCUUGUUCAGGGAUUAUUGAGCAGAAGCUUACUAACACGCAAUUAUCUAAAGACUUGGAAGAUACAAAGACAAAGUUGGCCAAAAUUCCAAAAGUGUUACCCCCACAACCAGAUCAGGUUAACAGGCUGUUAACCCCACCAGCACUUCCAUUACCAGGCCAGCCAGGAAUUCCUCCUUCACCACUGCUACCGGGACAAGGUGGGCCACCUCCUCCUCCUCCUCCACCUCCUCCUCCUCCUCCACCACCGCUACCAGGACAAGGUGGGCCUCCACCUCCUCCUCCUCCUCCUCCACCACCGCUACCAGGACAAGGUGGGCCUCCUCCUCCACCACCACUACCAGGACAAGGUGGGCCACCUCCUCCACCUCCGCUACCAGGACAAGGUGGGCCACCUCCUCCACCUCCACUACCAGGACAAGGUGGGCCACCUCCACCACCUCCACCUCCUGGGUUUUCUGGAAUGCCGCCUCCACCACCUGGGCUGUUUGGCGCUCCUGUUGUUCCAGCUGCCCCCAUUUUACCAUUUGGACUGUCAUCUAAAAAAGAAUACAAGCCAGAAGUUCAACUCAAAAGGCCUAAUUGGCCAAAAAUUAUGCCUAAGGAUAUGAACGAAAAAUGUUUCUGGGUCAAGGUAAAGGAAGACAAAUAUGAAAGUAAAGAGCUGUUUGCGAAACUCACCCUCACAUUCUCUGCACAGACCAAGGCCAGUAAAGCUAAGAAGGAACAACAAGACAUGGAUGAUAAGAAAACAGCACAGAAGAAGAAAGUUAAGGAGCUAAAGGUGUUGGAUGGUAAAGCAGCUCAGAAUCUAUCUAUCUUCUUGGGUUCUUUCCGUUUGUCAUACAAUCAAAUCAAAAAAGCAAUUCUUGAAGUGGAUGAAAAGAUUCUGACUGAAUCAUUGAUCCAGAACCUCAUUAAGCAACUUCCCCAGCAGGAGCAGUUGAGUGCCUUAGCAGAUCUGAAAGAUGAAUACGAUGACCUCUCGGAACCAGAGCAGUUUGGAGUAAUUAUCAGUUCUGUGACCCGUCUGAGACCCCGAUUGAACGCAAUACUAUUUUUGCUCCAGUUUGAAGAGCAGGUGAAUAACCUUAAACCAGACAUCGUAUCAGUGAAGGCAGCCUGUGAGGAAGUCAGGAGCAGUGAUAAUUUUUCCAAAUUAGUGGAAAUCAUCUUGUUGGUGGGAAACUUUAUGAACGCAGGAUCACGGAAUGCUGGAGCAUUUGGGUUCAACAUCAGCUUCCUUUGUAAAUUAAAAGAUACAAAAUCCACCGAUCAGAAGAUGACACUUAUGCACUUUAUAGCAGAAAUGUGUGAAGAACAGUACCCUGAAAUUAUUCACUUCACAGAAGAGCUAAACCAUGUGGAAAAAGCAAGCCGAGUUUCUGCAGAAAUGUUACAGAAGAACCUAGAACAAAUGGGGAAACAGAUUGCCACUUUGGAAAAAGACAUCAGCACGUUCCCACAAACCAAUAACGAUCAAGACAAGUUUGUAGAGAAAAUGACCAGUUUUGUACAGGUUGCAAGGGAGCAGUUUGAAAAACUAUCAGAAAUGCAUAAAACCAUGGAGGAGGAUUUUGCAGACCUUGGACAAUACUUUGUCUUUGACACCAAAAAAACAUCUGUUGAGGAGAUUUUUGGUGAUCUUAGUAACUUCAAGACUAUGUUUUUGCAAUCGGUAAUGGAGAACAAGAAACGGAAAGAAGCUGAAGAGAAAAUCAAAAGAGCCAAACUAGCCAAAGAGAAGGCAGAAAAGGAGCGACUAGAAAAACAAAAGAAGAAUGCAGCAUUUGACAUGAAUGCGGAGGGUGAUGAGACAGGUGUAAUGGAUAGUCUAAUGGAGGCACUUCAAUCAGGAGCUGCCUUCAGGAGAAAGAGAGGUCCACGGCAAGCUGCUAAUCGAAGAGGCAAUGCUAUGACUUCUAUUCUUGCCAAAGAACUUACCAAGGACGAUGCCAUCGGUCAGACUGUAAGUAAGAAGCAGAAAGUAGAUAAUGAAGCUAAGGAAGUCACAACACCGAUGGAACAAGAGGAGAUGUUGGAGAGCAUUCUUACACGCUCCAAUUAAACCCAUAGGAAAAUGCCUGGAAUUUAAUAUCCUGUGCCAUAAAUUCAUUGAUUUUGGUUUAAUGCUGUUUUUAAAAUAAUAUCAAUGUGUUAUAGUUGGAUUUUUUGGGACUAAUUUAAUCUCACCUGAACAUGGUGGCACUAGCCAGACUAUGGUGCAGGUGGCUUCUUGUACAUUUAAAAUGGGGCAGUGUGGCUGAUACUUCAAUGCAUAAUACUGUUCUCUGAUAUAAAUUUUUGGCAAUGCUGCAGUGCAGAUUUUGUCUCGUGUAGAUGACCCUCUCAUAUUUUGGGUGCCUUUACUUAUCUUCAAGUUUUAAGCACAUCUGUUGAUUCUCAUCUUUGGUGAGUUUUAUGUCAAACUCACGAGUUAUUGAGAUAAAAAUAAACUUGUUUGCACAUCAGCCUCAUAGGCCACUUAAAAUAAAUCAGUAGGUGUUUCAAAUCACAUUUAUUCUUAAUAGUGUUGUAAAAUAUUUGAUUGGAGAUGGAGAGGAGACAUUCUUAUUGUAUCACAGAUCACACGUGACUAUUAAUAGACAGAUGUGGUAUAAGAGCUGACAAUAAAUAGCAAGCCUCUAUAGUACAGAAGCACUUGGCCCAUCCUUGUUAAACAUCUAUGUGCAGCAUUGAAACACACAUACAGUAUAAAAACAAAGUAUUGAUUAUUUUAUGAACUAUAAAGCCAAAAGUUUAAAAUAAAUAGUAAUGAUAGUCAAUAUGUUAGAAAGUUGGAGAGGCAGAAAUUCCGCUGCGCUUUAUGCCAUUUUUCAUAUUAUAGCCUCUUUGCUACUCAGCUGAUUUUUUUCUUUCUCUCCUGCCCUGUCCACUGCAAUAUUGGUGCAGUGACUCUGAAGUUCACAAAUUGGAAAGUGUUCCAGCAUUCGCUUUUUCAGCUCCACUGCACUGCUGACCUUGCACCUUACAGAGGUGGUUUCCACUCUGGUAAGGAUCACAUUUUGGAAUUUUCUGACAAAUUAACCAUUGCCAAAAUGCCAUAUAUUACUUUGAAAGCUGUGGUUAAAUUAUUUUUACUUAUUUUGAGCCCAUUCAUGAAUUAGAAUGGCAAACCGUGUUGCAUGAUUCUUGUCACCCUGUUCACAUGAAGCUUCCUGAACUUUGCUGGAUCAGUCCUGUCUGUUUGUUUUCUCUCUCAAUUCUAUCUCCAUUUCUAUUUUUAUACCUUUGACAAAAUCCUAAAAAAAUUCUGUUGCAGCAGUUGGGUUGGUCUUACAUCCAUGAUCGUCUUCUAUCAACGCCCCUGGGGGGAGAAAACAAGACUUUUUUUGCCAAAUUACAUGAUUUAUUAUGUUGCUACUGGAAAAUAUGUCCCCCUUAUUUCUAUUCUGUCCUGGUCCCCCAGUUUUUAUCUAAACACUGUUUUUGUAGGGUAAAAUAUAGUCUGUACAUGUUGGUACAUAACUUUUAUCACAGCGUUUGAUGUUAAUAUUCAUGACAGUUCAUCUGGUUUAUCUGAGAAGAUUAUCAUUUAUGCUUUCAAGGUCCAUUCAAUUAAAUUACCUUCCACUAACAACAUGUCAUAUCCACAUUGCAGGAUGGGAAAUGAAGAAACAAUUCAAAACAAAGCUCUAUCACUUUCUCAUAACUUGAAAUUGGAGAGAAAAUGAGAACUAGUGGAAAAUGCCCCCAGAUGUGCCUUCCAUUAAUAGACUAAAAUAUUACCAUUGUUCAUUCUAAAACCUUCGCAGUCAGGGUUGUGAGGUUUUAAAUCCUGGCUAAGUAAAUGUUUGAUCAUAAUAAGUGCUCAACUACUAAUUUAUUUUAGGUGGCUCUGACUUAACAAUUCAGGUGAUGUACUGCUGUAUUCUUUCUGAUUGAUCCCUGCUGAGUCCCGUCAUCUGAACAAAGUGAUGGGAAUUGCCUUGGGGUUCAUAGGAUUUUACUACUGUGUGUAGACAUGCUCUGGAGGAUGUGUGAACCUUUUCACAUCUACUUGAUCAAUAGCUGUAACUUCUCUACUAGCUUUUUUGGGGGGUAUUUAGGAAUAUUUUUCCACUAAAUAGUUUUCUUUACGUUUUGAAACUAUCAAGUGAUUGGGGUGCAAUUUCAUUUUUUCAAGUAAUUUUUUUUACUAUCAAAAGCAAAUCCGCACUUUACAGGUGAAUUUUCUACAGAAUUUGUAUUUCAAAGAUUAAAAUUGUAUUUGACCAGUAGAACCUUCCUAUAGUUCAAAACAUUAUGUACACUUGAGGUGCUCUGAUGAGUGAAAAAUGGUUAAUUUGCUGAAGAAUUAUAUCACAAAAAGCAUCCACUAGUCCUUGACUUUCACUGGCGUCUGAUUAAUUCCCCCUUUUAAUUAUUUACUGCCUUCCGGAUUUGAACGGAUCACGCAACUGGAAUCCUUUCAACAUGUAAGUAAACCUGUCUGUACUUGUUGGAACAAAAUCCAUUCAGCUAUCAGAAAACUGCAAUUGCACUAAUUCAUGGCAAUUGAUAAAAUUAAACGUUAUUUGAGUAAUUUUUAAGAGAUUUGUAAAGAAUGUUUGAAAUCCUUAGUUCCAUAUUGUCAAAGUUAAACAUACAUUAAUCCUGACCAGGACUGUGCAUCAACCUCUAACAGUUUCCUCUAUUUGUCACAAGUAGCUUAAUGUACUGUCCCAGAUAAGUCUCAAUUUUCCAUUAAAAGCCAGUUUCUGAGCAGUAACAAAUCACUUGCCCUAACACAAAAGUACAGUUAGAUUACAAUGCUGUGAGUCAACUCUAAUUUGAGUGAUUUGAACUGUCUACCUAGUAAAAAUCUACAAUACAGGAUUAGAUCAUGACUAAAUAACAGUCCAUGUGAAACAUCAGUCUACUGCACCACUUGGGAUCAGGGGCAACUGGAAUUUCCCUCGUUUCUCUUAGAUCAGUUCUGUAUGCCAAGUGAUUUUGUUCAACCAAAGAAUAUUCAUUGUCCUGCAUUGUAAUAUAAUUGCAAUGCCACCAAUAUUGUCCCAUAACACUAGUUCUUCUGCUAGCCCAUGUCAAAACAUUCUUAAUCUUUAAUGUAUGACUGCUCCUUGGCAUAAGCAUUUACUAAAUUUUAUGUAAUGUCGUGAUUAUGGGUCAGUCAAGUAUGCUGAACUAGAGGCAUUGUUAGUAUUUUGCCUUUCUUUUAACUUUAUUAAUUCCAGCCAUUCCCUCUCUGCUGGUAGUAGGCUUUUCAUCAUUGACACUGUAAUGUGGAUUCCUGGUUCAGUGAAUGCACUGGACCUUGGAUGCAUUUAGAUCCAAGGGAAGUGCCUUUCCAUCCACCAUAAUUGUUACAGAUAAGCAAUACUCCUGGUUUUUUUUCGGUAACUAGAUUCAUAGAGCUUAGACAUUUUUAAUGUGCAAAUGGUAGUAGGCUGGCCUCUAUGACUUUAGAAAGGACAUGGUUCAUUAAGGACCAGGCAAUUUUGGAUAAAGUUACAGGUGAUUUUAUUUCUUUUGGGAUGUGUGAGCUACAUAAGGGAGUAAUUUGUUUGAACUGCACCCUGAAAGGCACUGCCCCUUGCUGGAAACAGUUCUCUGAUAGGCUUUCCACCAUUUUCUAAGUUGUCAUUCUUUCCUACAUGUGAUGAGGCAGUCGAUGACUAAUUGCCAAUUAUUCACCCCUGGAGAGCAUCACCACUGAUCCAAUUCUUAAAGUCUGUAUGUACUGAACACUGGAUACUCCAGAGUUACAUUAAAAAAGCUGCACUGAGUGAAAGAAAAGUCCUGCUGGAACAAUUCAUGAAUAUGUACUGUAAAUAUGGCUGUUGUUGACUUUAUAUAUUGAAAAUGCCAGAAUUCCCCUGAAACAAAUGCUAUUUUAAGCACUUUGAGGAUGAUGAUGAGGUAAUCAUAAGAAAAAGUGGUAUCAAAAUAAGGAUUCAUCCAAAUGAACUAACUGAGAUAUGAAAUGCAUGGAUUUUUGAGGAGGUGAUGUCAGACAUCUUUUUAUUCUACUGACUGCUUUAUGGAAGAUCUGAGAAAUAUGUGUUCCAUUUAUAUAAGACUCUCGUAGGUUUACACAAUUACUGAGCCCUGUACGUUGAUUAAGAUUGUCGGCUAUUUCGAAUCAUGGGUAGGGUACCAUAGAGUGGUGCCACCACUAGAAUUAUUUCCUUUCAUUUUGAAUAUGUAAAGGCUGCAAAGGAAAAUAUUAGAAAGUUGUAAAGUGAUUUAUUUUCUGCAAUUAUUUCAUGUAUGUAUGUUAUUUUGAUUAUACAUGUUCACAGUUUUGUUUGAGAAUAUGUCUACAUUAGUAAAAGUUGCUGGUCAGCUAGUUUUGAAUUUCUCUUGCCCGCCAUGCUAGUAUCCUGUUUAUUGCAAUGUUUUAAAUAUAGGAUCCCCACAAUAACAUCUGUUGUUUUCUUGGUCUCUACAUUUUCUUCAAUGCUGGAAUCUUGACCAUGGAAAGAGUAAAACGGUUGGCAGCAAAAUCAUAUAACACUUAAAGUUAUAAAUUUGGGAACAAAUGUCCCAAGUGACCUUGACCCAUAUAACUCACCAAUACUGAGAGGAGCUGAGCUCCCGAGUUAUACUCCUGCAUACUAGAACUCUUAAUUUCUCUCCUCCAGCUCUCAUCAUUUGCCCUACUGCUUCAUGCAUCUUCGAAUAAAUAAAGAAAUAUGUAAUAAAUAACUUAGAUAUUUUUAGAGUUAUGGAUGACAUUGUAUAAGGGUCACGUGUUGUGGUUUGAUGGUGUAGUGAUGUAUGCUGCUUCAGAAGGAUUUUCUGCAAGUCACUGCUGGAAUAAAACUAUACCAGAGAAUGAAUGUAUAUUUUACAAUAAUUCUACUGUAGAGUGCCUGUUUGUAUCCCUAAUUUGCAAGUAGGUCCAAUUGGAAAGCAGUUCCAUCAGGUUUACCAGGCAUCAUGUAACAUGAGUGUAAGUGAGGAAUGUCCUGUAUACUACUAUUAAUACCUGCCCAGGGAUAACCUGUCAAAAUUGAUAUUCAUUCAGUGUUGCAUUAUUCAGAAAAUUUUUUUUAAAUGUUGUCAAACCACUGUUCAUUUUUAUUAGAUUAUUUUUAUUUGAUUGUUUGCCAUGUGCAGUCAGGAGGUUGCCUUCACAUUUAAUUAACCACACUGGAGGAUCGAAUGCAAGAAAAUUCCAGAAUAUUGUGCUGUUUUCCUCAGUAAUAGCGAUGGCUGGUUUUAUUUUACUGUAACAAUGUCACUGGAGCUGUAAGGGCUAAAUGAGUAUUAUUUAUCCUCCGCAAAGUCAAUGAAACUGUAAAAUACACAAAAAUCAGCAUCAUUUUUAUAUGUUCUCUCUCUCUCAACAGCAUUUGAAUGUGAUGAAAUAUGUAUUCUAAUUGUUUGGAGUAAAAAAAAGCUAUGGCCUGAGGUAUUUAAAACUUGUGACUAUUAAGCCAUUUCAUCUCAUUUCAUAGUGCAGGCACCAAGAAUCUAAAUGGGCCAAAGCUGAGACUUUGGAAUUUAAGGAAUAUUGUGAGAACAAUGAAAUAUGCUUUCUUUUCCAAGAAUUUUCUUUUUUCAUACAAAUUUGUUUCUUGCUUUGAUAUCUAAUUGUAUCAGAUUUCUGAUUUGAAUUGUAAAUAAUAAAAAGUAUUUUAUCAAACUGUG